GACCCUGUAUUUCGGUCUUUCUCCAUAGGAACAACACAGAUUGAAUUUACUCUAUACAUUCCGAGCGAUUACGCUCUCCGUGUAACCAUGGCGGAAUAACGGCGGCGGCGGCCAACCCAACAGCGGCAAACCGAACAGUGCAACGGUGUAGUGCACUGGCUUUUUAUCUGGCAAAAAUGGCGUCUCUCGAGGCAACCCUCAGCACUGCUGCAGUCGACAGCGUAAUAGAACCGUUCGACUCCUUGUCACCAGCAGACCCGUCUCUCCUCUACCCCCAGCAGCCAGUUGUCUUGCGGUCUCUCAGUCUGUGGCAGAUCCGUCUGAUAAGCGGCCAUGUCUCUGAGUUCACAUCUGGACCUGGAGGACGUGGGGGCCCUGUUCUUGGGGCCCUCGUUUCUGACGGCUGACCCAUUGGGGCCCCUUCUGGACGAAGAUGAAGAACCCUUAGGGGGGAUUGCUUCCCCCCACUCUUUCUCCUCCACUGAUUCCUCUUCUAUUCCCUCCCUGUCCCCCCCUUCCUCUCCUCUCCUGGGAUGCAAGGCUGGGGUCGAACUGCCGCCUGUCCCUUGGCUAUCUGCCAGUGAGGUGCUGGACGUUUCGAUCAGUCCAGACAGUGGCAAAGAGGAUGCCUUCGCUGGCAUGGACUGGAUGGCAGAAGACCUCGACCUGAGUGAGUUUGAUCUGGACUCCCUCAUGGGCUCCUGUGACUCAGAUGAGCCCCCCAGCUCCCCAGAGGAUCUCAUCGCCUCCUUGGAGUCCCACAUGGACCUGGAGCUGGAUCCCCUGCAGUUUAACACCAUGAUCGCCCCUCAAGAAGAGCUGGCAGUCCCACUGCCUGAGCUUCCCCCACACCCCUCUCCACCUCUCCUAGAGUCCCAGCAGGAGCUGGAAAUCAAGUCUGAGCCCGCCUCUCCGGUCCCCUCUCCUUCUUCCCUCCCCCCUCCUUCACCCGCCUUCACCCUGGAACUGGGCAGCGAAGUGGACGUGCCCGAAAACGAGAAGAUCACCCCCGGGAUCGUCCUCUCCCUCUCCCCUUCCCACAUUGUCCUCCUCCUGACCCCCAAAGAAGAGCCGAGCGCAGUGCCCACAGCCCUGCCCGCUGGCUCUGAUGACCACUCUGACAGCGACAGUGGCAUCGGGUCUGAGUCCGGCUCUCCUCCACACAGCUCCUGCUCCACCCCUCCGCCGUCCGGUUCCUCCAGGUUGAAACCGUAUUCCAUCCUAAGCAAGUCUAAACCAGCCCUGGAGGCAACAGCUGCGCCCGGAAGAGUGAAGUCUGUUUCGGGCACGCCCAAAGUGGUGGAGAAGAAGCUGAAGAAGAUGGAGCAGAACAAGACCGCGGCCACCCGCUACCGUCAGAAGAAGAGGGCGGAGCAGGAGAGCCUGAACGUAGAGUGCACCAGGCUGGAGCAGCGGAACCAAGAGCUGGCGGAGAAGGCGGACUCCAUCAGCAAGGAGAUUCAGUACCUCAAGGAUCUCAUUGAGGAGGUGCGCGCUGCCAAGAGCAGGAAGAAGUUGCGCCAGGAACAGCCAUAGAGCUGCUUCAUGGUGAAGUGAAAUGGCUAGUUUGUACCCCUGUGUAACAACAGAGAUUGAGUGCUGAAUAAUAAUAAUAAUAAUAAACAUACACAUAUGCUGGUCUCUGUCUGAUAUCCCCCCCCCACAUUUGUAGUAGUUUGUAGCUGAGUUAGGAACAGGAAUGAAUUGUUGGCAACCCCCUAUCCCCCACCCCACAUUCUCCAGUAACAAUCAGUCUUAUGAAUUGCCUCCUAAAUUUUCUAAAUAUUCUUUCAUACAUCUGUUUCUUCUGUGCGUCUCAGAAGACUUUUAAUUUUCUUCAGUCCAGUAAGGGGUCACAUUAAUUUAUACAACUUUCUGUUACCCCUCCCAAAUCGAGUGUUUUUGUAACAUGCACCACUUGUGCUCAAUGUGGAUUUUAUUUAUUACAGAAACCUCUGAUCUUUGUGUAUAGUAAGUCAUGUGCCACUGUUGGCUUGUAAAAAUGCUUUUUAUG
Molecule: messenger RNA, 2014 nt
Organism: Megalops cyprinoides (Indo-Pacific tarpon)
Lineage: Eukaryota; Metazoa; Chordata; Actinopteri; Elopiformes; Megalopidae
Gene: atf4a
Product: activating transcription factor 4a
Exons: 3
Coding region: 334-1536 (400 amino acids)
Biological process (GO): regulation of transcription by RNA polymerase II
Cellular component (GO): nucleus; ATF4-CREB1 transcription factor complex; ATF1-ATF4 transcription factor complex
Molecular function (GO): DNA-binding transcription activator activity, RNA polymerase II-specific; RNA polymerase II transcription regulatory region sequence-specific DNA binding
Source: RefSeq, a predicted model, not a curated record